Messenger RNA from Humulus lupulus (European hop), 1658 nucleotides. Its product is annotated as alkaline ceramidase TOD1. Bases 34 to 1443 code for a protein of 469 amino acids. The transcript has 4 exons. The record is from RefSeq and is a predicted model, not a curated record. Lineage: Eukaryota; Viridiplantae; Streptophyta; Magnoliopsida; Rosales; Cannabaceae.
UAUCCUUGUAAUUAAUUAAAGAAAAGGAACAAAAUGAGAAGAAAAAUGAAAUCAAACUCCACACCUCUGUUUUUCCAAUCAAAACUCCUCUGUUUCUCUCUGCUCUACCUCUCAACCUCUCUCUUCUUAGCUCUCUACAUUUCCCUCUCCAAAACCAAAUGCCUAUUCAGAUCUUCACCAUUCGAGCCUCUUCACACACCUCUUUUCUCCUACCCUUCUUCUUAUGGAGAACACAAGUACGCAAUCUCAACCGUCCGUUCCACUUGUUCUUCCCCUGUCUUCUUCUCAGAUUAUUGGAAAGUAUUGAAGGAGAUUCAAGAUUUGUCCAAAGAUUCACCUCUGUCACCUUUGAAAUAUAUGCAAGGAAAGGCUGAGAGUUUUGGUGGGAAUUUUAGUGCCCAAAAGAGGUUUUCAUAUUUUGAUCAUCAUCAAAGCAAUGUGACAGAAAUUCCUUGUGGAUUCUUUAAGGAUUUUCCAAUUAGUGAUUAUGAUCGAAAUGAAAUGGAAAAUUGUAAUGGAGUGGUUGUGGUCUCAGCAAUUUUCAAUGACCAUGACAAAAUUAGACAACCAAAGGGGCUUGGAUCCAAAACACUUGACAAUGUAUGCUUUUACAUGUUCAUUGAUGAUGUAACACUCACAAGCCUAAAGCACCACAAAUUACUUUCACAAAACCACCCUGAAAACAGAAUCGGUGCAUGGAGAAUCGUCGAAGUUUUGAGCAAAGAUUUGUAUGAGAAUCCAGCUAUGAAUGGAGUUAUAGCUAAGUAUUUAGUUCACAGGCUUUUCCCAAAUGUGAAAUUUAGUAUUUGGGUUGAUGCCAAGUUGCAAUUGGUGGUUGAUCCUUUGCUUUUGAUUCAUGGGCUUGUUGUGUCACAGAAAGUAGAUAUGGCCAUUUCAAAACACCCCUUUUAUGUUCACACCAUGGAAGAAGCCAUGGCUACCUCAAGGUGGAAAAAAUGGUCGGAUCUUAGUGGUUUGAGGACACAAAUGGAAACAUAUUGUGAGUUUGGUUUGCAGCCAUGGAGCCCUAACAAGCUUCCCUACACCUCAGAUGUACCAGAUAGUGCUCUUAUAAUGAGAAAGCAUGGAUUGAAGAGCAAUCUAUUCUCUUGCCUAUUGUUCAACGAGUUGGAAGGUUUUAACCCAAGAGACCAACUGGCUUUUGCAUUUGUUAGAGACCAAAUGAGACCAAAGUUGAAAAUGAACAUGUUUGAGGUGCAAGUGUUUGAGCAAAUUGCAGUGGAAUACAGGCAUAACCUCAUAAAGUUUUCAAGUCAUGAUAAUAUGACCAUUAUUGGAGGCUCUCAAUCUCAAUCUCAAUCUCAUUCUCAUACCAAAAGGUCAAAAAUAAUUAACCCUUCACUUGAUUUGAUCAACUAUGGAAGUAACAAGUGCCAGAACUACCUUUCCAAGAUGUGGGAUGAAUCUCAAUCCCAUGAUUGAUUUUGUCUCUACCAUAAAUAUAUAUAUAGACUUUUAAAGCAUAAAUUUGACUAAAGCUUUCUUCCCUUUUUUUAAUUGUAUAUUUAAGCUUGUUUUAUUGUUCUUUUUCACCUUAGAAUUAGACUAGUUUUGCUUUCACUUUCACAAGCCUUUAUUUAUUGUAAAAAUAACACACAGUAUCCAUUUUAAGUAAUCAUCUUUCAUUUUCAUUUGUA